AUGUGUUCAGUGAAACGCCAUCGCAGAAUGUUCGCUGCGAACCUGGAUGAACGUAUCAGCAAAACUGUCUGGACAGAAAGUUGUCGCCACGCUAGUGAAAUGAUAAAGUACAUGCUGAAGAACCCAGGAAACAAGACCUUGGACGGUCUCAGGAGCAUCGCAAUCAAUGUUAUUGGUCAAGCAGGAUUCAGUCAGUCCGGGGUGUGGGCACCAACUAUGCGAAAUCGCACUGGCAAGGUUACGACUGGAAAAGCAGCCUUUUGGGAGACCUUUUCCCUGACCACUGAGAUGCUUCUUGAAGGGGCAUUCCUUCCAACAAAGGUGAUGCGGUUGCCGUUUAUGCCACCAACUCUGCGAUUGAUGGGAUAUCAUAUGGAGAGAGCACCGAUCUAUAUCAAAGAGGUUCUUGAUGAGGAGCGGAAGGCUGUAGAAAAUUCAACUGGUCGUCGAAACAAUUUCCUGAGUUUUCUCCUGAAGCUGUCCGACGAGGAGAAAAAUAGUGGGGACAAUGGAUUUUCAUUAACAGACGAUGAGAUCAGUGGAAACCUCUUUGUCUUCAGCACAGCCGGGUUCGAAACAACUAGCAAUACCAUGGGCUACGCAGUGGCUCAUCUGGCCGUGUAUCCCGAAUUGCAGGAUUGGAUCCGCGAAGAGCUGCGGACGCUUGACCCGGACCCGUCGAAAUGGAAAUAUGAGGAGGUGUUUCCUAAAUGCCGACGCACACUCGCUCUAAUGGUACCUCUUUGA
Molecule: messenger RNA, 747 nt
Organism: Histoplasma mississippiense
Lineage: Eukaryota; Fungi; Ascomycota; Eurotiomycetes; Onygenales; Ajellomycetaceae
Exons: 2
Coding region: 1-747 (248 amino acids)
Molecular function (GO): iron ion binding; heme binding; monooxygenase activity
Source: RefSeq, a predicted model, not a curated record